UCAAAUACAUAAAAAUCUUGCUGAAACGAAAUAUAACCUAUAAAAUUUAUUGGUUAUGGUUGGUGUUAAAACAAAAAAUGAAAGUAACCAAGCUGAAAUAAUUGACCUGCAAUUUGCUAUCUAACUACUGCACUUGCGCGCUUUAACCUUGAAAGUAUAGUGAAUUUUAUUUAAACAUUUAGAUUUAAAUCAUAAUGGCAGAUUCUCAGGAAGAUUUAUUAUUGAAAAUUCAAGAACAGGGUGAUCUUGUUAGAAAAUUAAAAGCAGCGAAGGAUUCCAAUGAGAGGGGAAAGGGCUUUAAAGAAGUAUACAAUUUUGAAGAAAUUGACAAGCAUUUAAGUCACUACAGCUAUAUUUGUGGCUAUGUACCAUCCAAACCUGAUGUGGACGUAGCUAAAGCCUUAAAAAGCUUAGAUUUUUCCAACUACAAAUAUAUCAAGAGGUGGUGGAACCAUAUGCGGAGUUUCAGUGACACUGAAGUGUCACUUUUUCCGGAUUUCCGGCAACCCAACUUUUUAAAAUAUAAUAGUAAAAAAAUAUUAGAAAGUCAGGUUAAAGAAGAAGUAUCAAAGUUGUUGGCUUUAAAGGCUCAACUUGUAACAGAAGAUGCAGGCCCACAAAAGUUUACUCUUAAAACACCAAAGGGAACAAGAGACUACAACCCACAGCAAAUGACAAUACGUAAUAAUGUAUUGGAUAAAAUUAUUACAGUUUUUAGGAGACACGGAGCUGAGUGUAUUGAUACACCUGUUUUUGAGCUAAAGGAUGUGCUUACUGGGAAGUAUGGUGAGGAUUCAAAAUUAAUAUAUGAUUUGAAAGACCAAGGUGGGGAAAUUCUUUCAUUAAGAUAUGAUUUGACUGUACCUUUGGCUCGGUAUUUAGCAAUGAAUAAAAUAACUACUUUAAAGAGAUAUCAUAUAGCUAAGGUGUACAGAAGAGACAAUCCUGCCAUGACUAGAGGAAGAUACAGGGAAUUUUAUCAAUGCGACUUUGACAUAGCUGGUAUAUAUGAUCCUAUGGUACCUGAUGCAGAAUGCUUGAAGGUAGUGACAGAGAUCCUAGAGGCUCUUGACAUAGGACAAUAUAUCCUCAAAGUGAACCACAGAAGAUUACUUGAUGGAAUGUUUGAAGCUUGUGGAGUUCCCGCAGAUAAGUUUAGGACCACAUGCUCCACAGUUGAUAAACUAGAUAAGUCACCAUGGGAGGAAGUAAGAACCGAAAUGAUUAAUGAAAAAGGUGUGUCACCUGAUGCAGCAGACAGAAUUGGAGAGUAUGUACGCUUAAACGGUAGCACGGAACUGGUAGAGAAACUAUUGAAAGAUGAGAAAUUAUCUAAAGUAAAGGCUGCAUUAGAAGGUGUAGAAGCAAUCAAAACUUUGCUACAGUAUUGUGAACUCUUUGGCAUUAAGGAUAAGAUUCUGUUUGAUUUGAGUCUUGCCAGAGGAUUAGAUUAUUACACUGGUGUUAUCUAUGAAGCAGUGCUUACACAACCUAUUAAAAUUGGAAAUGAGGAACAAACGGUUGGAUCCAUCGCUGGCGGCGGAAGAUACGAUAACCUCGUCGGCAUGUUUGACUCAAAAAACAAACAGGUGCCAUGUGUAGGUGUGAGUAUUGGCGUUGAGCGUAUAUUCUCGGUACUGGAAGCGAAACUCGCCGCCGGUGACAUAACGGUUCGCACAAGCGACAUUGACGUGUAUGUAGCGUCAGCACAAAAGAACUUCCUAGAGGAGCGCAUGAAAAUAUGCGCUGAACUGUGGGAUGCUGGGAUCAAGACCGAGCAGUCGUACAAGAAGAAUCCCAAGAUGCUGAACCAGCUUCAGCAUUGUGAAGAAAACAAAAUACCACUAGCGGUCGUGUUGGGCGAUUCCGAACUUAAACGGGGCGUUGUCAAAAUAAGAAACAUUACGACUAGAGAAGAGGACGAAGUGCCCAGAAACGAUCUGGUUCAAGAAAUAAAGAAACGUAUUGACAACUUGAAUCUUAAUCAAUUGAAUGGAGCAACAUAAUGAAGGAAGAAUUCGGUAGGCAGCGGCUUGGCUCUGCCCCUGGCAUUGCUGAAGUCCAUGGGCGACGGUAACCACUCACCAUCAGGUGGGCCGUAUGCUCGUCUGCCUACAAGGUCAAUAAAGAAAAAUUUUUUUUUUUGCAAUUUUAAUUUCAAUUUCUCUUAGUCUUCGAAGGCCUUUUUUUAAAUUGUUACAAUGUCAAAAUUAUUUGUUUUUGUAUGUCUAUUAGAAGAUUUACUAAGUGAUAUUUGUACACGCUUUUUGAUUGUCAACGCAAACCAAGUUGGCAAAACAAAAUGUUUUUUUAACUAAUAUCUUUAAAAAGCUGGUUUAAGCGUUUUUUUUUAAAUAUUCUCUUUCUAAUUUAAAACAUAUUUAUAAGAGUUUCUGAAUUUCGUUUUAAUUGCUUAAUGCAACUUUCAAAUAAAUUUAUAGGUUAAUUUAAGAAGGUCAAGUUACUAUAUUAAUAAUUAAUAUAAAUAUUAGUAAAAACAAUUGUACGUUGGGUUUACUAAUAUUGGUAGUACAUAAUGCAGUAUUUUCAGAAACUUAAUAUUUUAUUUGUAAAUUCGGUAAUAAAAGAAAUCUUAAA
Molecule: messenger RNA, 2598 nt
Organism: Bombyx mori (domestic silkworm)
Lineage: Eukaryota; Metazoa; Arthropoda; Insecta; Lepidoptera; Bombycidae
Gene: HisRS
Product: histidine--tRNA ligase, cytoplasmic
Exons: 9
Coding region: 195-2006 (603 amino acids)
Biological process (GO): mitochondrial translation; histidyl-tRNA aminoacylation
Cellular component (GO): cytosol; mitochondrion; cytoplasm
Molecular function (GO): RNA binding; ATP binding; histidine-tRNA ligase activity
Source: RefSeq, a predicted model, not a curated record